This is a messenger RNA of Venustampulla echinocandica, 615 nucleotides long. RefSeq lists its product as uncharacterized. NCBI's taxonomy places the organism in Eukaryota, Fungi, Ascomycota, Leotiomycetes, Helotiales, Pleuroascaceae. The transcript has 2 exons. Bases 1 to 615 code for a protein of 204 amino acids. The record is from RefSeq and is a predicted model, not a curated record.
AUGCUGUUCGGUAUCUUCUUCGCCUUCUGGCGGUUCAUGGAGAUCAUCACACUGAUCCCAACUCUCGGCAUGCUAUCGUAUUUCGUCCACAUCUACUCCACCAACAACGCUCUCACACCUAACUAUAUCCUCGUCCUCUUCAUCGUCUCGGUCCUAGGGGCCGUCUGGGCGGUCGCAACACUCUUCACCUACCACCGCGCCCGCUCCAACGCCCUCUUCGUCUCCUUCGUCGACCUCUGCUUCGUGGGCGCCUUUAUCGCAGGCGUCUACGAGCUUCGCGGAAUCACGGGCUGGAACUGCUCGUCGGUCGCAUCCAGCGAUACUCCGUUCUUCUCCAUCUCUUUCGGUAGCAAUACCUUCGACCUCAGCGGCUUCCAUGUACGCACGGACAAGACAUGCGCCAUGUUGAAAGCGAGCUUCGCCUUUGGCAUCAUGAAUUGCAUAUUCUUCUUUUUCACUAGCUUCCUUGCCUUUUGGGUUGGCAGAGGGCAUAGCCAUGACAAGAAGGAUUCAUAUGUGCGCGAGACCCAUUAUAGCCGCCAUGGACAUCGCCGGAGCGGGAGCCAUAGAAGCCAUCACAGCUCGCAUUCGGGAAGGCGGCAUGCGUAUGUUUAA